UUAGAUGGACGGCUGCAAGUAUCUCACCGGAAGGGUCUUCCCCAUGUGAUCUACUGCCGGCUGUGGCGGUGGCCAGACCUUCAUAGCCACCAUGAGUUGCGUGCCAUGGAGAUGUGCGAGUAUGCCUUUAACAUGAAGAAGGAUGAAGUCUGUGUGAAUCCUUACCAUUACCAAAGAGUGGAAACCCCAGUGUUACCUCCAGUGCUGGUGCCUCGGCACACAGAGAUCCCAGCUGAGUUCCCGCCAUUAGAUGAUUAUAGUCAUUCUAUUCCAGAGAACACUAACUUCCCAGCAGGUAUCGAGCCACAGAGCAACUACAUUCCAGGUACUGUAUAUCUUCCAUACGGCGAGUGGAGGGAAAAGGGUCAUAUUACACCUCCUCCAGGCUAUUUGAGUGAGGAUGGAGAAACUAGUGACCACCAGAUGAACCCCAGCAUGGAUGCAGGUUCUCCAAACUUAUCACCAAACCCUAUGUCUCCAGCACACAAUAAUCUGGACCUGCAGCCUGUUACCUACUGCGAGCCAGCUUUCUGGUGCUCGAUAUCCUACUAUGAACUCAACCAGCGAGUGGGAGAGACUUUCCAUGCCUCUCAGCCUUCUAUGACCGUGGAUGGUUUCACUGACCCAUCUAAUUCUGAACGCUUCUGCCUUGGUUUACUGUCUAACGUGAAUAGAAAUGCGGCAGUGGAACUCACAAGACGACACAUUGGAAGAGGAGUAAGACUCUACUACAUUGGCGGUGAGGUGUUUGCCGAGUGCCUUAGUGACAGUGCCAUUUUUGUCCAGUCUCCCAACUGCAACCAACGUUACGGCUGGCACCCAGCAACAGUUUGCAAGAUUCCACCAGGAUGUAACUUGAAGAUUUUUAACAACCAGGAAUUUGCCGCUCUCUUGGCUCAGUCUGUAAAUCAGGGCUUCGAAGCUGUGUAUCAGCUGACCAGAAUGUGCACAAUUCGAAUGAGCUUUGUCAAGGGAUGGGGAGCAGAAUACAGGCGGCAGACUGUGACCAGUACUCCCUGCUGGAUUGAACUGCAUCUUAAUGGUCCUUUGCAGUGGCUGGACAAGGUCCUUACACAAAUGGGCUCCCCAAGUAUUCGUUGUUCCAGUGUCUCCUAAGGAAACAUCUCCUGGGGUGGGUGGGGGGCACAAAGACUCUGGAAAAUGGAAUUGGCUUAACUCUUAGCAAAAUGCAUACUGCAUAGCAAACAAAUUCCCAGUUAUUGAAGUGAUGAGAAAAAAAAUCUGCUUAAAAAAAAAAAGUGGGUUUUCUUUGUUUUGUUUUGUUUUUUAAACUAAAUACCCAUUUAAGCCACUUCCACUGAAACU
Molecule: messenger RNA, 1326 nt
Organism: Fulmarus glacialis (Northern fulmar)
Lineage: Eukaryota; Metazoa; Chordata; Aves; Procellariiformes; Procellariidae
Product: mothers against decapentaplegic homolog 3
Exons: 8
Coding region: 106-1116 (336 amino acids)
Biological process (GO): anatomical structure morphogenesis; regulation of transcription by RNA polymerase II; transforming growth factor beta receptor signaling pathway
Cellular component (GO): heteromeric SMAD protein complex
Molecular function (GO): DNA-binding transcription factor activity, RNA polymerase II-specific; RNA polymerase II cis-regulatory region sequence-specific DNA binding; I-SMAD binding
Source: RefSeq, a predicted model, not a curated record